Messenger RNA from Penicillium verrucosum, 2334 nucleotides. RefSeq names its product LIM domain protein. Gene Ontology annotation, molecular function: transcription coregulator activity. Gene Ontology annotation, cellular component: nucleus; Z disc. The transcript has 3 exons. The record is from RefSeq and is a predicted model, not a curated record. Bases 1 to 2334 code for a protein of 777 amino acids. NCBI's taxonomy places the organism in Eukaryota, Fungi, Ascomycota, Eurotiomycetes, Eurotiales, Aspergillaceae.
AUGCAUAAACAUACCACUGGCCAGAGGAAGGUUUCACCUCCUGGUCCAUCCUUCAUGUCCGAUGAUCAAGUUUCAACGUACUUGAAGGACUUGCGGGCAAAUCGUCCUGCUCGUCCGACAGGAUCUCGUCCAUACCCAGGCAGAACAGCCGCGUCAACAAGCGAUCUAUCUGAUAGCCUUCCGCCAAGGGCAUCCUCGGCGUUCUCCAUGCACGCCCCAGUCGAAGAUGAAAUUAAAGAUCAUCGACGAUCAGGCAGUGCAAUGUCCCAUCGUCGGACCAAUUCCCAUGUGCCUGGCGGCGGCGCAAUGGGUCGUCCUUUAGCUCAGGAGCCACGUACGCACUCAAUUCGAAAAAACGUGUUUCCAGCACAAAUCCAUGCACGUACCAUUCCCAUUCCAGCAUCUCCAGCUCUGUCCUAUCGUGAAGAUGGUCAACGACGACACGAAAAGGAAGAGGCACGGUCGCUACGAGAUGCCUUGCAGAAAAUGGAUGUCCAGGACGAUGUCGGUCUUCACCAAGCAGCCCAGGAUGAGGCCACUGAGCUAGUUUGGAUGCACCAGAAUCCUGGCCAAGCUUUCAAAAACCCUUAUGCACCAUACCAAAACCCCGAUGCCAACAAGGGCAACCAGAGCCCUGUCCGAAAUGAUUCGCGAGGGUCUAACCCCUCGACCAAUAGAUUCAGCCAGUCGAGCGUUUCCUCUGAUGGUAACUCUAGCCCUGAGUCGAUUCGGAAACGAUCAUCUCUCGCUGGACCAUCGAAGAAGAACCUCAAAGUCAACUUUAAACUACCUGACGAGGAACCCGAGCAGCCUGUUGCCCCCAAGCCACGGACCGUCAGCAGUGAUUCAUCUAAAGGGGUUUUCAGGAACCCUAACGACCAAAUUUACGAAGAGCCCAUUGACAUUCAAAAGGAAGCCGAAGCAAAGCCAGACUUCUCCAAGUCUGACUCGUCAGCUUUGAAGAACAAACCGCGCAACGCUCUCGGGCGUGUUCCUAGGCCGCUACCUUGGUUGCAGAAUAGAGCUCACAGCAGCCCUGUGAUGGAUAAAAUCUCCCGGUUUGAAACUCACAAGAACCCUCCCACCCAGUCGCGUAACUCCGGCUACACUCGAAACGAAAGCGCUACUCCUCCUCCUACUCAGUCGAACAACGCCAGUUACACUAGAAACGAGCAUGCUAGUCCGACUCCUCCACCCGAACAAAAGGAUGAACCUGUCCCCACCCAGGAUGGAAGAGAGAGGCGCAGCGAUGAUAUCCGAGCGGCUACCAGCAAGAGACGAGGUGACCGCAGUGAGAAGCUGCCAAUGCCUUCAGCGGUCAGCGAUCGAGUUGGACGCCCAAUCGUGAGCUUUGACCAAACAUGGAAACCAGUUGAUCAGCCGAAGCCUGAACGUCCAACCCUACCCGUAAUUGAAGUGGCAGCACCUACCAUCGAGGUCUCAGCCCCCACAAUUGAAGUCUCCGAGCCACCUCCAAUCCCCGUGAUCAACGUCCCAGACACCAAAGUGCCCACUAUCUCCGAGAUAGAGGCUCCUUCCAAGCAACCGACCAGACCGGUGCCCCAACCGACGAGAAAUAGCCCAACUAAACAGGCUUUCCCAAAACAGCAGGGAUCUGAUUCGCAGAGCCGUUGGUACUCGCCCUAUACACGAUCCGGUGUCCCGACUGCAAGCUGUGAGCUAUGUACGCUUUCCAUUUCGGGAAAAAUUGUGACCGCUGGCGGAUGUCGAUUCCACCCGGAGUGCUUUACCUGUUCCCACUGCCACACAGCUCUCGAAUGUGUGGCUUUCUACCAAGAACCCGCGUCCAGCAGAGACGAGAGACUAGCAACAACCGAGGCUCAUGACCAAGAGGCCCGUGUGCCGCGGUUCUACUGCCACCUGGAUUUCCACGAGCUGUUCAGCCCCCGUUGCAAGAGCUGCAAGACUCCCAUUGAAGGAGAAGUGGUAGUAGCAUGCGGUGCCGAAUGGCAUGUCGGCCACUUCUUCUGCGCAGAGUGCGGUGAUCCCUUCGAUUCCCAAACUCCGUUUGUCGAGAAAGACGGCUUCGCUUGGUGUCUCCACUGCCACUCGCGCCGUACCGCGCCACGUUGUCUGGGCUGCAAGCAGCAUGUCAUGGACGAGGUUGUCAUCAGCGCAAUUGGUGGUCAGUGGCACGAGCGCUGCUUCAAUUGUCACGAGUGUGGCGAUGGUUUUGGUCCGGAGGGCCGAUUCUUCGUUCGUGAAGGCGAGCCCAAGCGUACAGCCAAGGGCCGCAUUAUCGGUGGCCCGGUCCAAUUGGCUAUCUGUGAGAGAUGUGAAGGUAUCCGUCUUAAGGCGCCUGGAAUGUGCUGA